Schistocerca americana (American grasshopper) is the source of this 3177-nucleotide messenger RNA. RefSeq names its product H/ACA ribonucleoprotein complex non-core subunit NAF1. Gene Ontology annotation, molecular function: RNA binding. The transcript has 6 exons. Lineage: Eukaryota; Metazoa; Arthropoda; Insecta; Orthoptera; Acrididae. Gene Ontology annotation, cellular component: sno(s)RNA-containing ribonucleoprotein complex. The coding region runs from base 198 to 2258 and encodes 686 amino acids. Gene Ontology annotation, biological process: box H/ACA snoRNP assembly; pseudouridine synthesis; ribosome biogenesis. The record is from RefSeq and is a predicted model, not a curated record.
UGAUAGGUAUUGGGGAAGUGGUAGGCGCUACUGUAUGCGCAUUUUAUGAUGUGAUUUGGUUAUGCGUGCUUUAUGUGUAAUAGUGUAGCAUUGUGCUGCAUUUCUUAUUAAGUUGGAGAACUGAGACGAGCAUUAUCGUAAUUUGGAUGGAAGGCAAGUAGUACGUGUUACAUGUGUGUUGGAAGCAUUUAAUAAAUAUGGAUUGUGCAAUUAAACUUGAACAGUCAUCUAGUAGUGAAAGCACUUCAGUGGUCCCCAAAAGUGAUGAAAUCUCACUGAGCAGUGAGCCUAGCACAUCCCUGAAAGAAACUGAAACAACUGAUGACACAAAUAAUCUAAAUGAAGGUCAACAGGCAACUGAAAAGAGUGAAACUGACGCAUGUGCACAAAAUGCAAAUGCCACAAAUGAGAGUAAUACAGAGUCAUGCACAAAUAAUUUGAAUGGUGACCAGAAUGAGAACAGUCUCGCUGGAAAGCCUGUUAAGAGUGAAAGCUCAUGUUCAUCUAAUGUCAUCUGUAAUAUAGAAGCAGAUGUCCUCCCUGUUGUUGAUUCCAAGGCUGAUUACAGAAGCAAGUGCAGUUUAUCAGAAGAUUCUGAGGAUGAUUCGAGUAGUUGGGAAGAUGAGGAUUCAGACAGCAGCACAAGCAAUAGUGAUGAUAGUGAUAGUAGUAGCAGCAGCAGCUCAGUUUCAAGCUCUUCUUUGGCCUCUGGAGAAGAUUCAGAUUUUGACAUCUUCAAUACUGAGACAACCAGUAAAGGGCCACCAAGAACUAGAGGAGAAUUGACAUUAGAUGAUCUCCCACCAAUACAGAAUCUGCACAUUACUGUGCCAAAGAAUGAAUGCUUGGAAAUUGGAACAAUAACAAGUAUUGUAGAACAGCUAGUUGUUAUACAGGCAUACAAGGACACCCCUGCCCUAGAUCUGGACAGUGUGCUAUUUCUGAAGGAAGGAGACCUGAUGUUGGGCCACAUUUUUGAUGUCUUUGGCCCAGUGAAGGAACCAUGUUACUGUGUGAGAUUCAAUUCUCCACAGCACAUUAUAGAUCAUGGUGUGAAAGUUGGCAUGAAAGUGUAUUGUGCCCCAAGUAGGCAAGAACACUCCCGCUUUGUAUUCCUCACUGAACUGUUGCGGCAAAAGGGUUGUGACGCUUCAUGGGAACAUAACAAUGAACCACCUCCAAAUGUUAUGGAGUAUUCAGAUGAUGAAGAGGAAAGGAAGGCUAGAAGAAUGGCAAAAGAGCAAAGGAACCAGGAGAAAGGUGAACCAGAUGAGAAACUUAAUAGGAAACAUCAAACAUACGAACAAAGAAUGAAUGCUCGUAAUCUAAGGAUGUCUGAGAAGCAUUGGAAUCGUCCCUUCAAGACACAACAACCUACAACAGCUUCCAUUUCACAAGCUUCAGCAGCACAUCAUCAAAUACAGAGGCCUGGAAAGUUCCAAGGAUCAGUGGAUGGGGUUCGUCCAGGAUUUCAAAAUAACUUUAGGCCAUGGGGGCCAGGUCCUGGUCAGGUGAAGCCCCAGUGCAAGACCUGGGGCAAUGCACAUCAUCAUGCUCCUAUGCAGUCUCCAAAUAUUCACCUGCAUCUGCAGUCGCCAAAUAUCCAACCACAUCCAUCUAGUUUUGUUAGGCCACCAACCUUUAGCAUGCCAAAGUACAUGCAAAGCCCUCCACCACCUUUCGUUCCAUUCCCAACAACCCUUAUCCAGAAUUCCCAGAACCAACAGCCCAUUUUUGAUAGUAGCAUGCCACCACCACCAGUUCCACAGUCCCCUUGUAAUGUCGAUACUGGUAUUCGUUUAUUUCCUGAGCCCAGUCAUAUGGCUCAGUCUAAUCUCGGUCGUUGUGGAUCUGUUCCACAAGGGUUGCACUUAACAGCUGCAAGUGGUGUCCAUCAUGGUAGCACUCACACACCUCCUACACCUCCACCUCUGAACAGAAGCGAAUCAAUGCCCUCGGUUUUUCCUACAUUGCAACCACCAAAUGCUUUUGUAAGACCAGACACAACAAAACCACCACCCCCUGUGAACAGCCCCCUGUCAUACCAGUUUGGCAGCACAACAUUCGGAAAUCCUGUAGCGUUCUCAAAUACACAAGCUUGCCCUACAAGGCCUAUGUACCAAACACCCCCUCCAGUACUUUCCCCUUGGCUGCUGCCACCACCACCCCCACCACCACCAGCAGCAGCAGAAGCUGUUUCUCAGUACCCUCCUCAACAGAUACAACAAAACCAAACUAAUUACAGUUAUGGAAUGUAGUUUCCUAUUACUAAUUAUUGGUUUAUUUCCACACAAAGUGCCAAGUUACAAUGUAUUUUUAUUUUGAAUUUAGUUUAUAUUGUGUAGAGAUUUUUGUUGUGCUCUGUUAUCUGCGUAAUUGUGUGCAUUUUCAGCUUAUCAGUAAGCUGAAGUAUUUGGAGUCUUUAUUCCAGACUUUUUUAUCUGUUGGUCUUGCAUGUUUUUUUGUUGUGAAGAUGUCAAUUUAACUGUUUAUCUGAUGAAAUAUUAUGCACCAUGUUCAUUAAUAUUAACAGAUAAAUUUAUACAAGAUAUCAGAAGUGUCAUUUGUCUGUUUCGUUCGAACCAGAAGUAGUUUAAUGAAGAACCACAACUGCAAUUUGGUAGUCAGUUUGCUGUCUCUCAUUCAUAAUAUACUGUGGCAUUCUAACUGGUUCUGCAGUCUUUGUUUUGUGUAACAGAAAAUAAGGGAAAUAUUAUAAAUAGCAGAAUUCAUUUCAUGAGAUUGAAACAGUCAUUAUUUUCUCAUGUAUUGUACACUGUUAAUUCUAAGUACCUGUUAAGAUAGCCAAAUGUAUUUGUUCCUAAUUAAAAAAAUCACAUUAAAUUAUCAAAAUUUAGAUUGUAACUUUGCGGUCAUAUAUUUUUCAGGCUCUAUUUAAAACAAAUGUACUUUAAUUGUACAGAUAGUACAAACUAACUAUUGUGUGUCAGUAAAAUGAGCUUUUAUCUUCCUGGCUGCUGAUGAAAGACUGAAAAAUUAAUCAUGUUGAUUUCUUGUAAAUGUUGAAGGCACUGGUCUUACCCAUGCAGUUACAUUUCAUGUUAUCAUUAUAAGGUUCAUGAAUUGUAUCAAAAAUAUGUAACUGUGGACAUACUUGGUUGUAAAUAUGUAUGUAAUAUGCAGAUGCUUUAUUAAAGAGGAUUACUUGCAAUUCAA